GAAUAUAAUCCUGAAUACUCCUAAACCUACUCUUGUAAAUGCGCGGCCCAAGGGUGACUGUCGUGUAGUGUAGCAGUUUAGGGUUAACUUUAGGCCAGAGAUAAUACGCGCUGCUCUGUACAUUUUGUACUUUUCACAUGUUCUGUUCCCGUUUCAUAUUCUGAUUUUGUCUAUGUUUUUGUGUGAAACAUCUUGUUGAACUGUGCAUAACUCCUGUGUGACCUUGAUACUGAGUGUGCAAAACACAUUCCAUAACUUUCCACUGCUGAUACUCCCUAUGAAGUGUAUAUAAACGCCCUGACGCAGUUGUGUGUCAGGACACGCCGAGAAUAAACCAGAUUGAUUUAACUCAUGUGGUUCGCUCUCUUCUUGUCCUCGGAGAUCUCCUGGUAACGCAUCUGAACAGCACGCAGCGCAAUCUUAACAAUUUGGUGACCCCGACGUGAUACUCUCAAUCAGGGGAAGACAAUACACGUGGACGCGGUUGCCACAGGGUUUCAUUGAUUCACCGGCGGUCUUCACUGCCGUAUUGCGGGACGCGCUGGCUGAUCUCUGUCUUCCCCGGGGCUCCACGGUGCUCCAGUACGCGGAUGAUCUUCUGGUAACGGCGGAGGAUCAAGACGCUUGUGCUGCCGCCACAUUGUCUCUCCUCACACUCCUGGCGCAGAAGGGUUUCAAGGUCUCCCGCACGAAGUUGCAGUUUUGCCUCACAACUGUUCGCUACUUGGGACAUGACCUCUCCCAGGGUUCCAGGAGGCUUAGCCCGGAACGCGUUCAAGUCAUUGUGGACACUCAGGUACCUGCAACCAAGCACGCUCUCAUGGCAUUUCUGGGCCUCAUCAAUUACUGUCGUCAAUGGAUCCCUGACUGUUCAAUCUAUGACAAGUGUUUGCGUUCAGCUAUAAGUCACUCAGAUCCUUUGACUCAGCCCCUGGUCUGGACUGAGGACAUGCUAACGGCCUUCAAGGCUCUGAAGCAAGCUUUGUGCUCCGCCCCUGCUCUCGGGCUGCCGAACUAUCGUUUGCCGUUUCACCUGUAUGUGUGCAAUCAGAAGGGGACCGCCUCUGGGGUGCUGGCUCAGGAGCACGGGGGGGGCAUGCGACCUUGCGCGUUUCUGUCUAAAACUCUUGACGCUGUGGCACAAGGGCUUCCUGGCUGUCUUAGGGCUGUUGCCGCGUGUGCUCUCAUGGUCACGGACGCUGAAAAACUUGUUUUGUCGCAUCCGCUCAUUUUACACACUUCACAUGACGUCGUGUACAUUCUGCGGAAUCUUAGCACUCAGCAUUUGUCUGCUCAGCGUCGCUCUGGCUAUGAGUUUAUUCUUUUGGCCACAGAGCAUCUCACUGUUAAGCCCUCCUCGUCGUUUGAUUCUGUCGCCCACGCUCUUCAGCGUCUUCUUAACUCACAGGAUGACGAUGUUGCGUUUGACUCACAUGACUGUCUUUCUAAUAUCGUUUUUGAGACUAGCAUCCGCCCAGACUUACACUCCACCCCUCUUUCCACAGGCGAUUCUCUUUUUGUAGAUGGUUCCUGUUCCCGCCCUGCGGAUGGUGUGUUCCUGUGUGGUUACUCUGUUUGUCGCCUCCCUGAUGAAAUUGUUGAAGCUCAUUCUUUGCCUUUUUCUUCUGCUCAGGCUGCGGAGCUCUAUGCUUUGACUCGCGCAUGUAUUUUGGCUCAAGACACAGACGUUACUAUUUACACCGACUCACGCUACGCUUUCGGCAUGGCGCACGACUUCGGCCGCAUUUGGGCGUCUCGGGGGUUUACGACAGCCGACGAAAGUUGCUGUGACAAUAGCUGACGGCCUUUUCAGGGAUCCCCUUCCAGCAUCUGGAGCAAUCCAGUUUCGGCUGAUCUACAAAGAGGGGAUGGUUGGUGAGUCUUGCAAAGUUCUGGGCUGAAGAGUCUGAAAAGCACGGGAGCCUGUGAUAUUUUUCGCCGUCUGCACCCUGUGAGCAUUAGAGAACAAAGUCAGUGACCAGUAUGACUUUCUUCAUCAUCGUGCUGAUCUCAACGCUUGGGGCAGGGUUACCCGCACAAGCAAUACACCGGGACCCAAGGGAUAACGAGUUUUAGAAAUAUGUAAACUUCACUGUAAAAACAUCAAUGAAUAUGAGUAUACCUUGUUAUGUGUGUUCUUUGUUACCCCAUGACAGCAGCGAUCCUUUUCCGGUCCGAAUAGCCCCAUCUAACUACUCUAAGGUUAAUAUGACAUGGCUCAGCCUGUGGCCCUCGUAUACUCAAACUAAGGUUUUCCUGACAGACAAUACAGACCCAGAGGUAAGGUUGUCAAUGCACUGGGGUGUGAAUAAUACUCUGGGCUUGCGUCAGAGUAUUAAAGAGGGGAUUGUAAGAAUAUAAUCCUGAAUACUCCUAAACCUACUCUUGUAAAUGCGCGGCCCAAGGGUGACUGUCGUGUAGUGUAGCAGUUUAGGGUUAACUUUAGGCCAGAGAUAAUACGCGCUGCUCUGUACAUUUUGUACUUUUCACAUGUUCUGUUCCCGUUUCAUAUUCUGAUUUUGUCUAUGUUUUUGUGUGAAACAUCUUGUUGAACUGUGCAUAACUCCUGUGUGACCUUGAUACUGAGUGUGCAAAACACAUUCCAUAACUUUCCACUGCUGAUACUCCCUAUGAAGUGUAUAUAAACGCCCUGACGCAGUUGUGUGUCAGGACA
Molecule: messenger RNA, 2674 nt
Organism: Neoarius graeffei (lesser salmon catfish)
Lineage: Eukaryota; Metazoa; Chordata; Actinopteri; Siluriformes; Ariidae
Product: protein NYNRIN-like
Exons: 3
Coding region: 821-1801 (326 amino acids)
Molecular function (GO): nucleic acid binding; RNA-DNA hybrid ribonuclease activity
Source: RefSeq, a predicted model, not a curated record